Tigriopus californicus is the source of this 8081-nucleotide messenger RNA. RefSeq lists its product as uncharacterized. The transcript is spliced from 40 exons. Bases 93 to 8081 code for a protein of 2662 amino acids. Lineage: Eukaryota; Metazoa; Arthropoda; Copepoda; Harpacticoida; Harpacticidae. The record is from RefSeq and is a predicted model, not a curated record.
GUAUCAACUCAUUUCUCGGAUUAUCGCCGAUGGUGAUUGCUAACACCAUCUUUCUCUAGGUAUUUAGAGUGUUCGAAAGUACUCCACUUGAAAUGAAACCAACAAUAUCGAAUACCAUUAAUCUUCCGACUCCGAUCAUGACCCGCCAUAUUAGAAUCGAGGUUUUGGAGGCCGCUCAGGAGAUCAACAUGAGGCUCGAUUUCAUUGGCAUGAGCGCCAUCAAAUCGUACAAUUAUCACCCUUAUAUGGGUCAGAACUACACAUUGGAUCAUGUUGUCCCAAGUGGUUUGACUAGUGCCGGCGUGCUAACCACAAUAUCUUACUCGCUCUCCAAGAAAGAAGUCAUCUGUCCAGGUGGUGAAAUUGUUUAUCGAGCAAAGGUAGAAAAUAUUGGAUCCUCAUGGGCCCGCGGCUUUACUUUGUAUCAAGGGUCCAAGACAUUUUAUGUCCAAGUUAAAGAGAACAAUCGGAGGUUUUUGCUCACUAUCGGUGGAACCAUGGGAAGUGGUGCCAAUGACAUGGACUUUGAAAUGCCACAUCGGUUUUACUCAAACGUUGGCCAGGCCUUUGAGAUCAAGGUCAAUUGUGAACGAGAUCGCAUGGAGGUAUUUUUCAAGGGCGAUCACGUUCAAACCGUAUAUUCGACACAUUCGGGAAAUGUCAUUCCAACCAUUGACAGGAUCCAAGCUGGAAGCAGCUCUCACGCUUCAAACGUGUUCAUCCGUUUCAAGGAUGUCCAACCUAUUGGUUUGUUGUGGCCAUUCAUGGCGGCUAAUUCUCACGAUUUCCCCACUUCUCUCAGCGGUCUCAAUGUAAUGAGCUCGUUUGCUAUUGCUGAAUCCGAGGGUGCAUAUUUCCAGAUGUACUCGACGGGUGACAAAGAUUUCGGUUAUAAUCCAAUCGAAUUCGUACACAACUGCUAUAAUACCAUUACUGGAAAUGUGCGUUGCUUCCCCGGGUCUUUGGUGAGAAGCACCAACUUGUUCGGAGGCGACCUUGACGGCAAAGAAACCAAAGAAUGUCCAAGUGGUUUUAAUUACUUGGGCAAAGAGUGCGUGAAGCUAGACACCAUCCUCAGAAGUGAGACUUAUUGGGAUGCCAAAAAAAAGUGCUCCGAAAAGGAUCACAUGCUCUACGUGCCUACUGAUCAGGAUCAGAAUCUAGCCUUCCGAGCCUCACUCAGACACAAAUCUGACACCCCAACCAGUCACGAUAUUUGGAUUGGUGUGGAACUUGCUUCGACAUCCGACAUUUGGAUGACCGUUCAGGGGGCUGAGCUGACUGCCAUGACGUCGGAUUGGGCCCCUGGUUAUCCUGAUAUGACGUUUUCGGAAGCCAAGUGCGCCAUAGCGUCAAAGGUUCUAGAUUACCAGUGGAUGAAUGUGGAUUGCUACCAACCUAGACCAUACCUGUGCUCACCUAUGGCUCCUGCAUGCCCUAAAGGCUACACGUGGAUUCCAGAGGCCGGACGCUCGUGCUUCAAGAUUACGGAGCCCUUGGGGCAACCGCCAUCAUACAUGAGUUCUGAUUCGAUACAUAUGGCGCACGAUAUGUGCCGAGCCGAGGGCACAAGGCUGGCUGUGUUUCAAACGGUGGAGGAACGAAACGCCGUAACGGAUUGGAUUAAGACUCAGGAAACUCACCAAAUUCACAAUAUUAAAGCCCGCUAUUGGUUGGGCACCACUCAAGUGGAUAACAAUACAUUUGUUCAUGUCAACAAAUUUGAUCCGGUUACCGGAGAAGCGACAAGCUCUGGUUCUACUUCCAUGUCUCUCCCUUGUGGACAAUUGCAAAUGAGUGGGGGUCAUUUGAACCAAGUCCGAGUGAAUUGUUUCAAAGAAGAUCCUUCGUUCGUUUCUUACGGUCUCUGUCAAUCAUCUCAAUGCUUCACGACCUCUGGAAUGGUUUGUGCCUUUCCUUUUCGCACCAAAACUGAUAGGGAUCACAAUCACAUUGAUGGCAUGGAAGCCGAUUGCAACGCCGAUUGCUCGGUCAAUAAUUGUCCCAUUGGUUACCAAAGACUGUAUGGAACACAAACUUGCUACAAGCUUUCUCCAAGUCAUCCAGCUAAAAUGGCAUCAAGUUUUGAACGUGCUCAAGAUUCUUGCUCUUUGGACGGUGGACGCCUCCUCCAACCCCGGUCUAAAUCAGCCUUGCAGACCAUGAAAAAUGUUGAACAAUUCACGGUGUUUCAAUCGACGAUCAUUUCACAUGUAGCACUAGGAUUGAUGGUGCAUUUCGAAUCAGGGCAUGUGAAGCUCUACUAUUCUGAUGGAACUAUGGUACCAUUCAAAGUUCAGGAAUCGAUGAUGGAAUGGGACGACAGAUUCCCAGAAGAAGAUACUACUAAAGCUUGCGUGGCAAUAAUGACUGUUACUGGCAAGCUAAGAAAUGUUCCGUGCCAAGGCUACUUUAAUGGGACCAAUGAAGGUCACGGCAAAUUGGGCUACAUUUGUGAGGCUCGUCCGAUUGAAACUUUGGAAGCAGACCCAAUUCAAGUUUGCCACUUGCCCUUCAUUUAUAACUCAACCAGGCACGUGGGUUGUGCUCAAUCUGUUCACGCCUCCACUGAAAUGGACACCCAAGGCUUCCCUUGGUGCGCUACGGAAGUGAAUGAUCGAGGAGAAAUGGUUCCAGGCAAAUGGGACAAGUGCCGUGAUGAGCGAACCAUCGCCUAUGACAAUGCCGUGGGACACUAUUGCUCCGUGCCUUUCCUGAUGAAUAAAAGGUAUUAUGAUUCGUGCACCCGCCAUGCAACCACUCCCUCUGCCCUGAAUCGUUAUUAUUGGUGCCCCAUACCAAGUGAGGCAUCCCUGAAUGUUUCAUAUUCAAAUGUGGGUAUAAAAGGAUCCUGCACCGACUUUCUAAUCCCGGAAGAAAACGGAUGUGGAGAUCACUAUGAUGACGUAGGAGAUAUGUGCAUGAGGGUCUCUACGUUUCCAGUCAAUUUUGACGAGGCUGUGGAGGCUUGCAAUCAGGAUGGUGCAGAUUUGAUCGCUAUCGUUGACGACGUUAUUCGCGACGCUGCAAUUAAAUUGAUUGAAAAGAAACGGCUCCAGUUUGAGCACUUUCGAAACAUGAACUACUUUUGGAUCGCUGGAAGGUUCAGUAAUCAGAGCCAAUGGCACUGGACCACUCACUUCCAACCGUUCAAUAAGUAUACACAAUGGCAAGCCAACACUCCAAACUACGCUUGCAAGUCCACGGGUUGCACUCACCUAAACGCACUUCUGAUGCAACGUGACGAAGACUAUUCUUGGCGGGCAGCUGAUUUGGGGGAGCAGUUUGGCUACGUGUGCUUAUCGAAGUGUUCCAAGGGUUACACAUGGUACUCCAAAGUGCAGAAAUGCUUGAAGGUAGUUUCGUAUGGGGCUCAAAAUGAGAAAAAGAGGAAUUUACCACAGUCUUUAGUGCAAUGUGGAAAGGAUCAAGGGUCAUUGGUCGCUCUUCGAAGUUGCCAGGAGAUGGAAAUGCUGAAUCAGCAAUUGGCCGACUUCUUUUACCCCGUAGACCAAGUGUUCCAGAUCGGAGUUUUUGGAUUCCUGAAAGACCCACAAGCUAACCGACAUGCCCCUACCGAUCAGCUCACCGACAGCCGGGGCUAUUCAAUGGGGUUGUCCACUACGUUUGAAAAAUCAAGGGGUCUGUGCGACGCCAAGGAUUCAUUGCUGACCGACACAUUGGAAGAAUCCAAAACUUAUGGAUUUGGGCUGAAGCGUGCUAAAGGAGGUUUAGUGACCUUUCAUCAAGAGAUUAUGGUUCAAGCAUCCCAAAUGAGUUCGUAUGGAUAUAUUUGCCACCAAGAGCCCAUCUUUGGAUGUCCGGAAGGCUAUGCUAUUUUCCAAGAUAAAUGCAUCAAAGUAUUCCACCAAGAGCAAACCAAGAUUGACGCAGAAAUGACUUGCCGAAAGAAUGGAGCUCAUCUGGCUAAACCGACCACGCAUUUGGAGAUUCAAUUCAUCGACGAGCUUGUUCGAGAGUCUGAGAGGGAAAUGGGCAUCACGGACUUGCGAGAUUAUUGGCUGGGAUAUAAUCGGCAACUUGACGGAGAUAUGGACCCCUUGGGAUUAUGGAACACCACCAAACAUCGUUGUAAUUGUCUUGGACUUCCUGCCAAUAAUAUUUCGGGUUUAUUUGAAGAUGGAGACAAGUGUAUGUUGAAAAGCUGGUCCAAACUCAAUGUGACCGAGGCGUCAAACAUGUGCCAAUCGUUCAACGGAAUGCUAGCCACUGCUGCUACCGAGGAUGAAUAUAAACAAAUUAUCUCCUACUUAGGUAAAUCGAAUUGUUUUCAAUCUGCAAUAAUGAGCAAGGGUUUCAUUCUGUAUUUCAUGGAGUCCAGUAGAACUCUCUCCCUUGGCCUGCCAUGUAAUGGAUCUCAAAACGGGCAACCAAUGGUUGUUGGACUGGAAAAUCCAAGUGGAUUGUCUUGCACUGCGCCCAGCUCCUGUGGUUUCCUUUGGAUGGAUGAAAAUAACACGCCCGCCAAUUUCAGCACCUUCUCCGGAUCCAAAAUACCAGAGUUGAAAGGGGAUGUUGAAUCACGUUGCGUUGGAAUCACGGACUCUGGGAACUUUGAAACCGUCCUUUGCUCUGAUGAGAUGACCUCGUUGUGUCAACUCCAAUGCCCAAGAGAUCAAGACGUGAAGCCAACUCUGCUGGAAAAUAUGGCCGAACCUGUGGUCUUGGCGCCACUGAACAAGGCUCUAGGUUCGAAAGAUAUUUCCAAACAGGGAAUUGUUCUCGAAGACCAUUUUGUGGGCUAUGCUUCCCUUUGGGCAAAGAGCCGAUUGAUCGGAUAUCCAAUGUUGGGUGGGCAAUCCAUGAGUGGAUUAAGCUACAUUGAGAUCAAAUCAGGUCCAGAGAAGUUCGUGUCUGGAACAGGAUUGACAGUCAUGUUUUGGCUCAAAAUUGAUCAAAGCCCAAUGGACAAUUUCCCUUUACUGGUCUGCUCCUUCUCAUUUGAUGAAAUCAAGGAUGAAGGCACAUUCUAUAACGGAGACAAAUUUGGAUACAACCAAAACGAAAUGGAUCACAUCCCAUCCUACGUUCACUUCCACAAACAUUGCCAGAACGCUUCCAGCCAAGUUACUGAUCCUUGUCCAGAAGGGUUCGACUUCUUUGAUGGCAUGUGCUACAAGAUCGCCAUUAGUUUGGCCAGUUUCAUUGAGGCAGAAAUUGCUUGUUCCUCGAAUCGCGACGAAACGGGUCGUUACCGGUCGCAAUUGAUGUGGACCCGAAAACGCGAGCACUACGAGUUUGUGCAACGUGUCUUGGUUGAAAAAGUCGGCGAGAGCGAAUUCUGGGUCGGAUUGGAUGAUUUGGCAGGAUUGGGCGAGUUUGAGACGAGCACGGGUGGAGAAUUCGUCAAUCGAAGCGAUCCAAUCUGGGCCAUUUUGAAUGCUGGACAAGGGGAUUGUGCCAAGAUUCCAGGACCAAAUGGAGGCUUUUUGACAACAGAUGUUUGUUCGAAACCUUUGGCCUACGUGUGCCAACAACGCCCCUUGUACGAGUCUCCUGAUAAUCAUUGUCCCGACGGAUUCUUUUCAUACAAGAGCUCUUGUUUGUUGCCAGUCAGGGAGGAAAUGGAGUUCAAUCAAGCACAGAUUCAUUGCGGUCUUCAUGGGUCAUCUUUGUAUGCCAGCAAGUCUCUCGCGGAUUUCCAGUUUAUCAAGCAAUAUGCCCGGAAUCAUAGUACGAAUAACGAACCCACUUGUGCCCCUGGCUAUGACCUACUUGGCCAUGUCACUGAUGGGCGAACCUGUUACAAAGUAACCAACACAACCAUUCUGGGUACUUUUGAUGAGGACGUUUGCAACGCUCAGUACGACGAAUCCAGAUGGUUAGGAACACCUGAUACCAAAUUAUACACGGAGGAGGUGAUCGGACUGAUGAGGCCAAAAGCUGCAACGGUUUGGGUUGGGGGAGCUUUAUCUUUUGAAGGGAUUUGGCAAGACGGAAUAGGUGAAGAGCUAACAAACCUUGCUCAAGACAUGACCGAUCUAAGAUUUUCUGGCCAAUGGAUUGGUCCCAAUAGUGCUCUCAUUAACACAACAGGCUGUGUGAGCUUAAAUGUGAACGGAGUACUUCAAGUUCACUAUAACGACUCUUGCCAGAAUAAUUUGAAGCAAAGCCUUUGCGAACAAAGAGUGUGCUACACAUCCCACGGAAAGCAAUGCAUAUUUCCCUUCAACUAUUGGAACAUUACCGAGGAAGGAAACCGCAAUGAAAUCACUUAUAACAAGUGCUCCACUUUGGGACUCCAUCGGCCUUGGUGUCCAACCGCCCUUAAUGCGGAAGGAGCAAUUCUGGAAUGGGGUGAUUGUGUACCAGAUUGUCCAUCUGAAGAGGCAGAAGUGGCCUGUUUGGAAGAACCCGAUUUCCCGGAAUUUGUGCAGGACGACGAAAGUCGGUACUUUCGAAAUUAUUCCACCACUUAUGAGCAAGGGUCGGCGGUGGUCAUCAAGGAGAUGGACUACGUGUCUUUCGAGUGCCCGGAUGGAUUUGUUUUCGAAGGUUCCACGAACAUCACGCAUUAUGCAGUUUGUCACAACUGGGAGUACCAAUACUUGUUCGACAAAUCGGCUAAAUGCGAGCCCGUGGUUUGCCCUUGUCCUCCUUGGUUCGCCAAUAACUCGAUAGAGGGUACAUCAGAUUGGCACAAUGAAGGCGGUGCAACCAAGUGCCCAGAGGACCAAUCUGUACUCUAUGCAUUCAAAAUGGCCCAGAUUGGAUCGCUUCGAUUGACGAAUUCUCUCACCCGUGCUCGUCUCAACUCGCCCAAUCCUGCCAAAUCAUCCAAUCCGACCGAGAUUCCGCUCUCGCGACUUUCUCAACCAAGACACGUUGCCAAGAAACCCUGGCGCCCAUCUCUCUCAACAACAUGGGGUGAUUGUGUACCAGAUUGUCCAUCUGAAGAGGCAGAAGUGGCCUGUUUGGAAGAACCCGAUUUCCCGGAAUUUGUGCAGGACGACGAAAGUCGGUACUUUCGAAAUUAUUCCACCACUUAUGAGCAAGGGUCGGCGGUGGUCAUCAAGGAGAUGGACUACGUGUCUUUCGAGUGCCCGGAUGGAUUUGUUUUCGAAGGUUCCACGAACAUCACGCAUUAUGCAGUUUGUCACAACUGGGAAUACCAAUACUUGUUCGACAAAUCGGCUAAAUGCGAGCCCGUGGUUUGCCCUUGUCCUCCUUGGUUCGCCAAUAACUCGAUAGAGGGUACAUCAGAUUGGCACAAUGAAGGCGGUGCAACCAAGUGCCCAGAGGACCAAUCUGUACUCUAUGGUACUAAUGUGACGUACACGUGUCCAGAAGGAUAUGUCUUUGAAACACCCCAGUUGAUAGCUUUCCAAGAGGAAACGAGUGUUUUAACGCUAACGUGUGAAAAAUACGCCGAUUGGAGCCCGGGUGUGCAACCCAACUGUAUCCCUGUCAAUUGCACGAAUGAUCCGCCUCAAGUGAAUAACGACGACAAAGGUUGGUCCAAUUGGGAUCUGGCGGUGAGGAACAAGAGCUAUCUGCAUGAGAUCACUUACAGUUGUCCGUUGAAAUAUUGGGGAUUUCCAAGCACUGGCGAGUACACCAAAACCAUAUCUUGCUUAUCUUCGAAGGUUUGGAACGAGACACACAUCGAAGAUUGUGUUCAGCUCCCAUGCAAAGAACUUCCCCCUCCUCCUCCAAAAGGUGGAUGGUCGUGGUUCGAAUUUGAUUAUUCCAGAUAUAAGUGCCCAAAUGGCUUUAUGUUUGAAGACGGCUCGUUUCCUUAUUGGUAUGCCAAUUGCUCUGCCAAUCGGCAAUGGAACCCCGUUGAGGUUUUGCUGUGCAUCCCGAGAAAAUGCGCAAAAGAUCCUCCCGAACCUUUCAUGAAUAUGGAACAAGAUUGGCCGAAAAAGAAUCACGAUUUGGGAACCAAAGUCGAAUAUCAAUGCGGGUAUAAUCGAAUUACUGAGAAGAAGCGAAUCACGAGUAAGAAUAAUUCACUUCUAAACGUUUUGCAAAUAAGUUUCGUUUUAGUUAUUCCUUUUUAUGCCCAGCAUUUGCACGGACAAAAACUAAUCAUAAGCAAAAGCUUCGAGCAAUUUUAA